AUGCGAAAGCCCCUGCACCUUCCUGCAGCCAUAAAACCGCAACGGCAGACAAAACCAAAGUCGCCCGUGGCAGCGGCCUCGUCGGAACCACACGCCGUAGGGUUUUAUGUCCGUGACGCGAUCUCCGGCCGGAGGAUGCUGGUGGAUACAGGGGCGAUGCACUCGAUAUUCACGCCAUUAGGAAAAGACCGUAGCAGCGAGCAUGACAAACCAACUGCCCUCGUUGCUGCAAACAGGACCCCCAUCCAUUCCUAUGGCACGAAGUCCCUCAAGAUAUCCAUCUUGGGGCGAAACUACGUCUGGAAUUUCACCAUCGCAGACAUCAGGAUUCCACUACUGGGGGCGGAUUUCCUGGCGCAUAACGGCCUCCUGGUUGACGUGGGUCGCAAAUGCCUCCUCAGCACGGGGACAUGCCGUUCCUUACCGCUAGCAGCGGGCUCAGGCGCCCCCACAAUUUGUACAAUCACCCCCCACAAGUACGGCAACCUCCUGCAGGAAUUCCCCAAAGUUUUCAAACCGGAACGUCGUCAGGCGGCGGGGACGCCACCCAAGCACAGAAUAUUCCACCACAUCACCACCACGGGGCCCCCGACACACGCGAAGUUCUGA
This is a messenger RNA of Macrobrachium nipponense, 609 nucleotides long. RefSeq lists its product as uncharacterized. Bases 1 to 609 code for a protein of 202 amino acids. The record is from RefSeq and is a predicted model, not a curated record. The transcript has a single exon. NCBI's taxonomy places the organism in Eukaryota, Metazoa, Arthropoda, Malacostraca, Decapoda, Palaemonidae.